Messenger RNA from Nymphaea colorata (pocket water lily), 2325 nucleotides. RefSeq names its product disease resistance protein Roq1-like. The coding region runs from base 844 to 2325 and encodes 493 amino acids. Gene Ontology annotation, molecular function: ATP hydrolysis activity; ADP binding. Lineage: Eukaryota; Viridiplantae; Streptophyta; Magnoliopsida; Nymphaeales; Nymphaeaceae. Gene Ontology annotation, biological process: defense response. The record is from RefSeq and is a predicted model, not a curated record. The transcript is spliced from 4 exons.
UCUCAGUUUCCCCCAUCUCAUCCCCGUCCUCCUUAUAGGUACUCCACCACGCAAUAGCUUCAACCCUAAGGGAGUUGCCUAUUCUAUUGCAAGCGUAUCCAAAGAAAUGGGGAAUUCUAGAUGCCUCCCCAUCGCUGGCUGCGUCGCCGCCAUCCUUGAGUGGAUCAAAAGUGCCAUAGACAAGGCCCUUCAAUCGCCAUGGCUAUCUGAUCCAGCCAUUCAAGCUCCAAUUCCAGACCCCGGAGAAGUUGUAGAGCGGCCAUCCUCACCAACAGUAGCAUUGUCCCCCUCUCCCAAUGAGCAGCAUGAUUUUGAUACUUUUCUGAGCUUCAGAGGAGUUGACACCCGAAAUGGAUUCACUGGCCAUCUCUACCAGGCUCUCUGCAGACGGGGCUUGAAAACCUUCAUAGACAAUGAAGAUUUGCACAGAGGUGAAACGAUCGAGGAGCUGUUCUCUUACAUCGAGAGGUCAAAGGUGUUUGUGCCAAUCAUUUCCAAGGGCUAUGCGGACUCAAAAUGGUGCCUAAAAGAGAUCGCCAAGAUAGUCGAGUGCGCGGGCAGGAGGCUGAUCGUUCCCAUCUUCUUCGGCGUCCAGCCUUCUCAUGUUCGCCACCAGGCUGGGCCUUUCCAAUCUGCCUUUAAAUCAUACGACAAUGACAAAAAAGUGGACAAAGCAGAAGUGGGCAAGUGGAGAGAUGCCUUAAAACAGUAGCCAAUAUUUCCGGCUACAUCCUCAACUACGACGCCAAUGGGCAUGAAGCGACACUGGUCGAGAAAGUUGUCCGCUGCCUGCUGCGGCAUCUACAAAGUGGCCUUCUGAUUGUGGCGGACCAUCCGGUUGGAAUGGAAUCUCGCAUUGAGGACGUGAUGAAGCUGCUGCAAAAUGAAAGAGAUGGUGUUAAGAUGGUGGGACUUGUGGGUGCAGGCGGCAUUGGGAAGACCACCAUUGCCAAGGCUGUUUUCAACAAAUUGCGUUCAAAUUUUGGGGCAGCCACCUUUAUUACGAAUAUAAGGGAGCGUUGGAAAGAUGCCACGGCACGGACGCAACUGAUGAGGCAACUCGUGGAAGAGCUCCUGGACGACAGAUUUACGCCAAUACACGACAUUGAAAGUGGGCAGCGCCUGCUCUUAGAAAGAGUUCCUCCCAAGAAAAUUCUAAUAGUAUUGGACGACGUUGAUCAUCACCAACAAUUCAAGGAACUAAUUGGUGAAAGACUACUGUACUGUUUCGCAUCGGGCAGUCAGAUAAUUAUGACAACCCGAGAUGAAAAUGUGCUAUCACUUUGUAGAGUCGAUGGCAUAUACAAGCCAAAGCUCAUGGAUGCUGAUCAAUCACUCGAUCUCUUCAACAGAUAUGCCUUUCAGAGCAGUCAUCAACCACAGGACAUGUUCGUGGACAUGACAAUGAAGGUUGUCGCAGUUGCUGGUGGGCUGCCAUUGGCCCUUAGAGUUUUCGGAUCCUACCUCUCUGAUAAGAGCGACCUGGCUGAAUGGCAAGAUUAUUUGGAUAAGCUGCAGGAGACCCCAGAACAAGACAUCCAGAAAUGUUUGCAAAUAAGUUACGAUGCACUGUCUAAUGUUGAGAAACGGAUAUUUUUGGACAUUGCAUGCUUCUUCGUUGGCCAAUCUGAAGUAGAAGCAACUCUUAUGUGGGAAAGUUUAAAUUGGCAACCAAGAUCUGCAAUUAAGGUCCUUCAAAAGAAGAGUCUCAUUUCGCGGGUUCGUGAUGAUGGACCGUUCGAGAUGCACGAUCUUAUAAGGGACAUGGGAAGAGACAUAGCUCGCCAAGGACAACCAGACAAACCUUGGAGCAGGCUAUGGACCGCUGACGACACAUUGAAUAUGUUAGAAGAAAAUCGAAGCAACAAUGUCACAGAAGGCAUCACUCUUAGCGAGGCUAAAGAAGAAUUAAGUUCUGGAGCCUUUGGAGAGAUGAAAAGGCUAAGAGCUCUUCGGGUCAAUAAUGUCAGCUUCAAAGGCGAAAACUUCAUGCUCCCCAAGGCUCUCAAAGUUCUAUUCUUGAGAGUGACGAAAAUUGAAUCGUUUUCAAGCUGCAACCUUGAGAAUCUAGUCACCCUUGAAUUACAUGUAGCAGACGAUAUGAGUGAACUUCUUGUUAGGGAAAGCCCAUCGAAGGUGUUCAACGCAUUGAAAUUUCUCAAGAUUUCUUGUCAUUCAAUAAGAGUGACGCCGGAUUUCUCCAAUAUGCCGCAUCUGGAAAUGUUGGAAUUCUCCUACUGUGCAUCGUUAGUCGAAGUUCAUGAAUCCAUUGGAAAUUUGACAAAAUUAAAAUACCUGAAGUUUCUUCAAUUUCUGAACGUUUAG